Messenger RNA from Lolium rigidum, 2466 nucleotides. RefSeq names its product fimbrin-2-like. NCBI's taxonomy places the organism in Eukaryota, Viridiplantae, Streptophyta, Magnoliopsida, Poales, Poaceae. The record is from RefSeq and is a predicted model, not a curated record. The transcript is spliced from 13 exons. Gene Ontology annotation, biological process: actin filament network formation; actin filament bundle assembly. The coding region runs from base 212 to 2278 and encodes 688 amino acids. Gene Ontology annotation, cellular component: actin filament; actin filament bundle; cytoplasm. Gene Ontology annotation, molecular function: actin filament binding.
GAGGCAGAGCCCCACAACACCCCACUCUCCACCACCCUACAGCAGUAGUGCAGUACUGCUGCCACUCCUGCCGGACCGGGGAGAGAUCGUCUCCGUCUCUCUCUCAAAAAAAGAGAUCAUUUCCGUCUCGAUUCGGCCACCCUACCUAACGCCGGCAGCCGAUUGCGAGCUGCCGCCGCCGUAAGGGAAGACGCGAAGGGGCUUUGCUUUGAUGGGGUUCGACGGGCUGGUGGUGGUGUCCGACCCUUACCUGCAGCGGCGCUUCACGCAGACCGACCUCCGGGCGCUCCAGCAACAGUACGCGGGGCUGCGGGAUGCGGCUCCCACAGGCAGGCUGCGGCUGCGGGACCUCCCCGCCGCUCUGACCAGCCUGGGGAGCGCCACCGCUACGGCCGGCGAGAAAGAGAACAGCUCGUCGGAGACGGAACUCACCGAGGAGGAGUGGGCCUCCGUGCUCAAGGCCGUUGCCCGCGCCGACGAGAAAUCGCUGCUCGACGUCAACUUCGAGCUCUUCCUGCGUGUUUACUCCGAGAUGCAGCUGCGGCUCAAGGGAGGGAAGGCCCGCGAUGGCGGCGGCGGAGGUAUUAGACGAUCAUCCUCCACGUCGGCCGCCUUCCUCACGGCGUCCACCACCACGCUGCUGCACACCAUCAGCGAGUCCGAGAAGGCCUCCUACGUGGCGCAUAUCAAUGCCUACCUCGCGGAGGAUCCGUUCCUCAAGAAAGCGCUCCCUGUUAAUCCAGCCACUGAUCAGCUCUUCCACCUCACCAAGGACGGCGUGCUCCUAUGUAAGCUCGUCAACCUAGCCGUGCCGGGGACGAUCGAUGAGCGCGCCAUCAACACCAAGAGGCUGCUUAACCUAUGGGAGAAGAACGAGAACCACACCCUCUGCCUCAACUCUGCCAAGGCCAUCGGCUGCACUGUCGUCAAUAUCGGCACGCAGGACCUCGCAGAGGGGAGGCCUCAUCUUAUCCUAGGGUUGAUAUCUCAGAUUAUCAAGAUACAACUAUUGGCGGAUGUAAACCUGAAGAGCACACCUCAGUUGGUUGAAUUAGUUGAAGACAGCGAGGAGAUGGAGGAGCUUAUGAGCCUUUCUCCUGAAAAAAUACUACUUAGGUGGAUGAACUUUCAGCUGAAGAAAGGAGGUUUCCAGAGAACAGUAACAAAUUUUUCAUCGGAUACAAAAGACAGUGAGGCUUAUGCUUGCUUGUUAAAUGUCCUGGCUCCUGAAUGCAGUGCUAAACCGUCUCCAAUGUCAGUAAAAGAUCUUAUUCAUAGAGCAAGAUUAGUUCUUGAGCAUGCAGAUAGAAUGGGCUGCAAAAGAUAUCUGGCUCCAAAAGACAUAGUUGACGGUUUACAAAAUCUAAAUCUUGCUUUUGUGGCUCAUAUUUUCCAAAAAAGGAAUGGGUUGUCCAAACAAAUGAAAAAAGUAACGUUUGUGGAUGGAUUAUCUGAUGAUGCUCAAGUUUCAAGGGAAGAAAGGUCAUUUAGGCUAUGGAUUAAUAGCCUUGGAAUUUCCAGUUAUAUCAACAAUGUAUUUGAAGACCUUAGAAAUGGAUGGGUGCUCCUUGAGGUCAUGGAUAAGGUCUCCCCUGGCUCAGUUAAUUGGAAGAUGGCAAACCGCCCCCCAAUAAAACUACCAUUCAGAAAAGUUGAAAACUGUAAUCAAGUUUUGAAGAUCGGAAAGGACAUACAUUUUUCAUUGGUGAAUAUUGCUGGUACUGAUGUUGUGCAAGGAAAUAAGAAAUUGAUCUUAGCUUUUCUCUGGCAAUUGAUGCGGUACAAUAUCCUACAACUGCUGAAGAAUCUUAGAUUCCGUUCGAAUGGAAAGGAGAUGAUGGAUGAUGACAUACUGUUGUGGGCUAACAAACAGGUUAAGGAUUCUGGAAAGCAGUCUCGGAUGGAAAGUUUCAAGGAUAGAAGUCUUUCGAGUGGCAUCUUUUUUGUCAACUUACUCGGUGCUGUGGAGCCUCGAGUAGUGAAUUGGAGCCUUGUAACCAAAGGAGAGAAAGAUGAAGAAAAACAAAUGAAUGCUUCAUACAUCAUCUCUGUGGCUAGAAAGCUUGGUUGUUGUAUCUUCUUGCUGCCAGAAGAUAUACUGGAGGUGAACCAGAAGAUGAUGCUUUCUUUGACAGCAAGCAUCAUGUAUUGGCAUUUGAAAAGGCCAAAAUCAUAUUCAUUGGACCCUGAAAACAGUAGUUCGUGUGAGACAAGCUCCAUCUCAAAUUCAGAUGAUUCAGCAUCUGAAACAUCGAUUGAUGAUAGCGGAACCAGAUAGAUGAAAUGGCAUGAUCUGUAUUUCAGUAAUCAGGAUAUCCUCACCCCACAAAGCAUUGGUUAUAUUCUUGAUUCCUUCAUGUAAUUUGGAGAGUGGAUGCAUUCAAGAAUGGGGCAGAGAAUGGUCAAGAGUUUUGAUUUGUUUCAUUUGAGUCAUAUUAUUAAAUUUUUGAAAAUUGUGAAAAAAUA